AUGUCCCAAGCUCGCGACCCUGUCUCCGAGACCGCUGAGAUGCCUGUCGAGCAGAUGCUCGACUAUGUGGAUGCCCUGCUCGCGGCGCAUGAGGACUCGCCCUUCCUUCGUGCAGGCGAACUGGUCGAGGAGGAUCUGGCCGCUCUGCACGGCUCCUUGAGCGACGGCAUCUCCCCAGAUUCGGGGGCGUCCUUCUCUCCACAGCCAGCGGCAGCGGGUGCUGGCAUCAGCUCGCCGGAUUCCUUCGUGAUGGUGGGUCUGGACUCGGUCUCUUCGUCGGAUGACUCGUCCUUCUUCACGCCAGCCAGCGGCGAGGCCAGCACCGACACCGGCACCGGCACCGGCACCGGCACCGAGAGUGACCCAUCCGGCAGUGAUCUGGACUCGGCGCUUGUCGCGUCGCCCAGUGAUCUGAGCAGCAGCGGUUUCCUCAGCGCCGUCGAGGCUCCGAUGCCGGUGCCGAUGCCGAUGCCGAUGCCCACCGCCGAACAGGAUCCAGGGGGUCCCCUCCUGCCGGUGUCGCCUCCUCACGCACCAGCAGUUCCCGAUGUUCCGGGGCGGCGCCCGGAUCGCCGACGCCGGCGCCACACCCCCGGUGUUUUUAGCCUGACAACACUCAUCACCCGGCGCCCGUCAGUGUCGGACAUCGAGCUCAGUGACACCCCUUCCGGGACGUCCACCAGCGCCUCGGAUGGGGAGGAGUCCCCCUCGCGAGCGGCCUCCGCGCAAUACCCCCUCGUAUUGCUGGCAACCUCGGACCCCGAUGAGCCCGAUCUAGCUGGCUACCCAGACACCGGGCCCCUCCUGCGUGCAGGCCACCGGGCCGGCUCGCAUUUCCUGGCUGGCUACCACGUCCUGUCCGAGCAGUCUGACGACCAGGAUCUGCUCGAUGAGGCCCCAAGCGGCCGGGCUCCAUCCACCUUGCCAGCUAUCGAGGGCUCUCCCCCCCGGGCGCCUGCUUCUCCGAACGCUCCCCCGGUGUCCGAGGCUGCCUCAGGGACCCCGGGGGACAUGGCAACCCGGGCACCGAUGUCGGUGCAGGCGCCCCGCCCGGUGUCGACUCCGGGCCCGGUGCCGGCCGCGACCGCAUCAGCCACCAUGGCCGCGGCCUCAGUGGCGACUGCCCGGGCCGCUGCCCCCUCCAUGGCCGGUGCCCUGCAGCGUCACACCCCCCGGCGUCCCUUGUAUGAGCGCCUGAAAGAUGCCGGGGCGCCAUGGGCUCAGCGCGCCCCGGCCAUCACUGCCCGAUUUCUUCUACUCCUCGGUCUGGGCCUCCUGGCGGCCACCCUGCUGUCGGGGCUUUUCUUCUUUCUGGCCAACAUCAGCUUCCUGCUACUGCGUGCGCGCUAUCUGCCUGAUCCGCCGCAUGUGUCGCUUCCGGUGCAUUGGCAAUUUGCUCCCCUGUCCGGGGGCUCUCCAACACCGGGGCCGUUCCUGCCCGGGGAUGACUGGGCCGCUGUGCGUGAUGGGGUCCUGGCCGGCGUGCCUUGUGGUCCGGGCCUCCGGGAUUCCGCCGGCCGGUGUAUGGCCCCCGGGGGUGGAGUGGAUGGUGCAGUCCCGAUUCCCGCCCCAAGCCGCGGAGGCUUUACUUGGCAGGCAGACACUGCGUCAGAUGGCCAGCUGGCCGGGCUGCUCUGGAGCCAGCCCGGACGCGAUACUCUCGCUGCCUUUGCUCGUGUGUGGCUUCUGCGUUCCGAGAUUGAUGAUCGGGAUCCGCUUCGCCAGGGAUCUCUCCUGAGCACACACAAUCGAUAUGAUGUGUCCUUGGAUCUGGAGGUGCCUGACACUCCGCGAAACCGUGACAUUGGCAUGGUCAUGGCCGGCGUACGGGUCGUGUACAAAUGUGGCGGCGGCCGGCCCCCGGCCGAGGCGGCUGGCCACUUCCUCGUCGGCGCAACCGCCUCCCGCGCCUUUACUGUAUCGUCCUUUUUCACACCGGGGCCUGGGCUCCUCCGACGCCUGUUGCGCCUCCCCCUUUGGCCGGUGUCAGUAGCCUGGCGUUUGGUCCUGCCCAAGCCAACCGACCUGCGUGUGAACUUGCGUGUCCCCCUGUUUGAGGCAUUCUCUCCGACACCGGCGCAGGCGCUCGCCGAGUGCCGACGUUCGGCGCUGGUCCCAGUUCGGAUGGACCUUCGCCUUUCACGGCCAGACAUCCUGGUGUACCGGUCGGAGUUGCGCAUCGCGGCGCGGCCGCGCGGUCUCACAGCACUGGUCAUGCGUUUCCCCCUGGCCAGCUGGCUGGUGGCCGUGACCCUGCUGACCGGGCUCCUAUGGGCUGGGUUUAUCUUGAUCCUUGGCGGUGCGGUGCUGGCCUGGGUGCUGUUCACCGGUCCGGAGCGUCGCCCAUCGCCAUUGCGACGGCCACCGGGCCCGCCUCCGCCCGGGCCUGCUCGGCGUCCGGCUCCCGGGCCACGUAGCAAUCUUCCCUCGGCUCCGGUUGUCGGGCCCUCACGGCCGCCCACUUCCCUCUCCGGCGGACAAACCAUGGCCUCGCCGCCGCAUCCGGCUGCCCCCCAGCGCUCGACCACACAGCAACGCUCGACCGCUCCUCCUCAGCGUCCGAACGCUCCCCAUGUCGGACCUCUCUCACAGUCCUCGCCGAAUCCGCAGCCUCCACGCAUGGACCGCCUGCUCGAGGCGCUGCCUCUUCGACGGUCGGCAUCAGUCCCUGCGACUGGCCAUGACCCGGAGCCGAACCUCGGCUCGAGGCCAACAUCGCUCACUCCGCCGCCCGGGCGCACGACCCAAGUCCCUGGCCCUGGCCAGCGCGCGCCCCUCCGGCGACGUACGGGGCCCUUGCAGCUUCUUAACCGCGCCCUGCGGGCCGGCGCCAGCCGGGCCGGAGUCGGCACUUCCCCUCCAGCAUCUUCCCAUGGUCUCCCCGUGGCCAGGCGCCCCUCCGCCUCGUCCGUGUCUCUCUCUUCCAGCAGUGACUCGGCCCACCUAGUUACAGCGCCUUCCUCUCCGCCGCCCCCAGUACCGUUGUUGUUGCUGCCGCCGCCGUCGCCGCCGCCGCCGCCGCUGCCACCGCGGGCGGAAAGUGCCGGGCCAGCCAAGGCCGGGCCAGUGGCCCAUGCCGUGAACGAAGCCCAGGAUACAAUGUGGACCGGUCAGCCAUGUCUGUCGGACGCUGCCCUUGACAUGGAGCCCCCUGUCGAGUAUGAAGAGUCUGAUGGUGGAUAUGACGCCGAGCCGGAUGAGCGAGGUGCCGUUGGCCAGCCCCCUGGGCGGGUGGCCUCCAGGACACGAUCCUCCAGCCUCUCGGAAUCCUCCUUCUUAGCCCGGAGCUCCACCUUCAAUGCCACCCGGAGUGUCCACCGCCGGCGAGCUAUCCCGGCCGCGGAUGCCUCUAUACUCUCCUUAUGAUAAACAUCAUCAGCGUGG
This is a messenger RNA of Fonticula alba, 3384 nucleotides long. RefSeq lists its product as hypothetical. Bases 1 to 3366 code for a protein of 1121 amino acids. The transcript has 7 exons. The record is from RefSeq and is a predicted model, not a curated record. Lineage: Eukaryota; Rotosphaerida; Fonticulaceae. Gene Ontology annotation, biological process: lipid storage.